This is a messenger RNA of Saccostrea cuccullata (small rock oyster), 2034 nucleotides long. RefSeq names its product CAD protein-like. The coding region runs from base 184 to 1122 and encodes 312 amino acids. The record is from RefSeq and is a predicted model, not a curated record. The transcript has a single exon. Lineage: Eukaryota; Metazoa; Mollusca; Bivalvia; Ostreida; Ostreidae. Gene Ontology annotation, biological process: amino acid metabolic process; 'de novo' pyrimidine nucleobase biosynthetic process. Gene Ontology annotation, molecular function: amino acid binding; aspartate carbamoyltransferase activity.
ACAAUAGAAUAUGGAAUCCCUCAGUCGCCGGCCCUGCACACACAGGGAGUCAAAUUGCAUCAUAUUCUGUCAGUGAAGAACUUUACCAAAGAGCAGUUGCAUACAUUGUUUAACUGGGCUUGUCAGUUUAAGAAAGCAGUAUCAGAGGACUGGCCUAUAGAUUACAUUCUUAAGGGUAGGGUGAUGGCAUCCAUGUUCUUUGAAGUCAGCACUAGGACCAGCUGUUCCUUUUCUGCGGCGAUGCAGAGACUUGGGGGGAGUGUUAUCAGUCUCGACUUCUCCAUGUCCUCCUUACAAAAAGGGGAGUCCUUCAGUGACUCUGUAAUGAUGAUGUCAGGAUAUUCUGAUGUGAUUGUUAUCCGACACCCAACUCCUGGUGUCAUGACAGAGGCUGCGAAUUUGUGCAGGAAGCCCAUCAUUAACGCAGGAGAUGGAGUAGGGGAACAUCCAACACAGGCACUGCUGGAUGUGUUUACCAUCCGAGAGGAGGUAGGAACAGUCGACGGACUGACUGUAACCAUGGUAGGAGAUCUGAAGAACGGUCGCACUGUCCAUUCCCUGGCUCGACUUCUGACACAGUACAGGGUCAAUAUCCGCUAUGUGUCUCCUGAUUCGCUGAAGAUGCCGGAUGAUGUCAAACAAUACGUGGCAGUAAGAGGGAUAUCACAGGAGGAAUCAACUGCAUUAGAAGAUUUCCUGUCUGACACAGACGUUUUAUACAUGACUCGAAUCCAGCAGGAAAGGUUCAGCAGUGAGGAAGAGUACAAAAAGGUGUGUGAUCAGUACAUUAUCACCUCGGAGACAAUGAGGAGGGCCAAGAAGGAGAUGAGAGUUAUGCAUCCUCUACCCAGGGGGAAUGAAAUCCAUCCAGAGUUUGACUCAGACCCACGAGCUGCUUACCUCAGACAGGCGGAGAAUGGAAUGUACAUCAGAAUGGCCUUACUGGCUAAUGUGCUGGGCAAAUGUGUGCCGGCCUUUCAGCCGGUUAGUAUUCCAGAAUUUUUAUACUCAAUUUGGUUUUUUAGCUCACCUGAGCCGAAGGCUCAAGUGAGCUUUUCUGAUCAAAAUUUGUCCGUCGUCUGUCGUCGUUAUUGUUGUCGUUGUCGUUGUCGUCGUCGUUAACUUUUCACAUUUUCAUCUUCUCCUCAAGAACCACUGGGCCAAUUUCAACCAAACUUGGCACAAAGUAUUCUUGGGUGAAGGGGAUUCAAGUUUGUUCAAAUGAAGGGCCACGCCCUUUUCCAAGGGGAGAUAAUCAUGAAUUAGAGAAAAAUUAUUGGCAUUUUUAAAAAAUCUUCUUUUCAAGAACCACUGGGCCAGGAAAGAUGAAACUCAUGUGGAAUCAUCCUCAGGUAGUGUAGAUUUAAGUUUGUUCAAGUCAUGACCCCCGGGGUUAAGGCAGGGCCAAAAUGGCCGAUCAAAGUUUUACAUAGGAAUAUAUAGGAAAAAUCUUUAAAAAUCUUCUUCUCAAGAACCACUGGGCCAGGAAAGAUGAAACUCAUGUGGAAUCAUCCUCAGGUAGUGUAGAUUCAAGUUUGUUCAAGUCAUGACCCCCGGAGGUAGGGCGGGGCCAAAAUGGCCGAUCAAAGUUUUACAUAGGAAUAUAUAGGAAAAAUCUUUAAAAAUCUUCUUCAAAAGAACCACUGGACCAGGAAAGAUGAAACUCAUGUGGAAUCAUCCUCAGGUAGUGUAGAUUCAAGUUUGUUCAAGUCAUGACCCCCGGGGGUAGGGCGGGGCCAAAAUGGCCGAUCAAAGUUUUACAUAGGAUUAUAUAGGAAAAAUCUUUAAAAAAUCUUCUUCUCAAGAAACAUUGAAACAGGAAAGAUGAAACUCAUGUGAAAUUACCCUCAGGUAGUGUAGAUUCAAGUUUGUUCAAGUCAUGACCCCGGGGUAAGGGUGUGGAAAAAAUGGCCGACCACAGUUUUACAUAGAAAUAUAUAGGGAAACCUUUUUAAAUCUUCUUUUCAAGUACUUCAAAGCCAGGAUUAGUAAUAUUUAUAUGAAAUCAUCCUCAGGUAAUGCAGAUUCAAGUUC